CAAAAAUGAUAACGAAAACCAACUAUACCCCAAAGAAAGGCCAGUGAGAAAAGGGGAAAGCUUUUUUCAACAGUCAAUUUAGUGAUGUGGAGAAACCUGGAUCAUCCAUGGCUUCUCUUGGGUUGUUGAUUUUACGCCCUUUCCAAUUUAUGGCGAAUUAUGGAAGCAUGGCCCUACUAAAACAUCUCCACCUCUCUGUCUCUUCCCUCAAUACAAAUCAUGCUACUGAUGAACGAUUAUCAUCUCGCUAGUUAAAAGAAACAGCAAGGAGCUCCACAUCGCGCCCAUACCGGCUUCAGUAGAGUGAAAAAGGUGAAACAUUUCUCUCCUCUUCCUCCCCCUUAGCAUCGCUUUGAAAAUAACAGCAAGCAGCAAGAUAAGAAAAAUCUAUCACUGUAGCAGAGGGCCCUGCGAGUGAGAGAGGGAGUGGGUUAAAGGGUCCUGCUUUUGUUGGCAUUAAAGGGCUCUUCUUUCUUUUCUUUCUUGAUGGAUGGUGGGGAAGCAGUUCAGUAGCUACUGACAUUGAAGAAAUCAUGGAGCUUUUUUCUCUUUAUUGGUGGAUGGAAUCUGCAAAUCUCUUGAAUGGGUUCCUGCUAAUUUGAAGCUGUGGUGGUGUUGUGGGUUUAGUUCAAUAAUUUCAGUGUAGUUGAUAUCUUUUGACCCUCUUGAGCUUGGAUUUCAACAGCUUCAGCUUCAAUUCAGUUUAGAGGGAAAUUGUAGAUCUGGGAUGAAGAAAAGUUGCAAACUUUUGAGGAUCUGGUGGUGAGGUCAAAAUUCUCUAUGACUUGUGUCUCAGUGAUGGAGUGGAAUCACAAGCCUCAAUUGCAAUGGGACUGGGAAAAUCUCAUAAUGUACAAUCCAAAUUCUGCUGAGAAUCCGAAUCCCAGGAAGCUCGAUGGUAACUUAGAUUGGGAAUUUGAAGAUGGGGUAAGAGAAGCAGCUGAUGAUUCUGGUUCAUUUUUCUCAUCCGGAGGCUGCUGCAAUGACAACUCUGGUGGUUCCAUCUCUGAAUUGGGCCUCGCUGCUGGUUCUUCUUUCUCUUCAAAGUCAGCUUCCAUCACCAAUUCUUCAUCCACUGGAGAAGCAAAGCCAAUCAAUACUACAGGUGAGCCUCUGCUUGGUUUGAAGCUUGGGAAACGAACUUAUUUCGAAGACUCGAGCUGUGGGAGCAAUUGUAAGGCUGGGCCUGCUGCUACUGUUGCUGCUGCUGCUGCUGCUAAUUUAGCAAAGAGAUCGAAGUCGAAUUGUGUGGCUGUGUUCUGCCAGGUGGAAGGGUGCAACCUUGAUCUCUCGGCGGCCAAGGAUUACCACAAGAAGCACAGAGUCUGCGAAGGGCAUUCAAAGUGUCCGAAGGUGGUUGUUGCUGGGGUGGAAAGAAGGUUCUGUCAGCAAUGCAGCAGGUUCCAUAGCUUGUCAGAGUUUGAUGAGAAGAAGAGGAGCUGCAGAAAGCGGCUCUCUGAUCACAAUGCAAGGCGUCGCAAGCCACAGGGGGAGUCGCUUCGUUUCAAUCCUUCGAGGAUGCAUUCGUCCAUCUUUGGUACUGAUGGUGUACUUUCAUUGCCUAGGAAUGAAUUCAAUUCCUGUUAUGAACUGGACGCCGUUUUUCGUUUUGCAGACGAGAGGCAAAGGAUGAGCUUUGGAUGGGAAAGUAGCAGGAGUCCCCUGGUCCAAGGAAGGGCAGGUGGGUAUUUGUUCUGGGAAGACACCUCUGGUUCCAAGUUCACAAUAACAAAGGACUACUCCUUUAAGCCGUCAACAAGUCAGCCAGCAGUCUCCUCAAUGGCUGUUGCUCAUCAUCACGGCUUGUUGCCUGCAAAGGCAAAAGGGAUAGCAACAGAUAAUCCAAGUCAAGGUGCGGUUCUUAGACUUCAAUCCACCACAAUAUUGCUAGGUGCAUCGUGCUUAAGGGCUGACAUUUUCAUUGCAGGAAUCGAGGCGGAAGAAUCCACCAUGUCGCUAAACGCGAAUGAUGAUGCUACACAGGAUCUCCACCGUGCUCUCUCUCUUCUGUCAACCAACUCGUCGUGGGGCUCUUGCGAGCAGCAGCGAUCAACGACGAUAGCUUCACUUGAAGCAGCUCACGCAAGCCCUGCAGCAAGUGUGCCUCAGUCCUUCUUCCAGUUGCCUCACAUCGAACUGCAGUCAGCCGAGGCUCGGCUGCACUCUUCCCAGUCCGCUUAUGUCGGUGAUUACUCUCAGCAGUCUCAACCACAUCAGCUAUUGAGAGAUCCUUACGCGGCUGAGCUCAGUCCUGGUCAGUUGUGA
Linum tenue is the source of this 2265-nucleotide messenger RNA. The record is from the annotation of a GenBank genome assembly. NCBI's taxonomy places the organism in Eukaryota, Viridiplantae, Streptophyta, Magnoliopsida, Malpighiales, Linaceae.